GCAAGAAAGAAGUCGGACUUAGAGUGUAUAUAGGCAACUACGUUGUUGAAACACGCAUCGUUGACUUUUCAGAACUGGGAUAACUAUGGCAGCAGUGGACGUUGUUUCCGGUCAGAACAUUGUGGCCAGGGUGACUAACCUUCCCUUGGUGAGCUCAACCUAUGACAUGGUGUCUCACGUGUACUGCAACACCAAGGACAGUCACCCCUACAUCAAGUCGGUGUGUGAGGUGGCAGAGAUGGGUGUGAAGACCAUCUCCUCCGUGGCACUGACCAGUGCGAUGCCCAUCAUUGACAAGCUAGAGCCGCAAAUUGCCAUUGCAAAUGACCUUGCAUGCAAAGGUCUGGAUAAGAUCGAGAAGACCCUGCCAAUACUGCACCAGCCUUCAGAGCAGAUCGUUGCCAGCGCAAAGGAUGCUGUAACCGGAGCCAAAGAGGCUGUGACCACCACAGUCAAUGGAGCCAGGGAUACGGUGUCCUACACUCUCAUCGGGGUGGUGGACAAGACCAAAGGGGCAGUGCAAGACAGCGUGGAGAUGACCAGGUCUGUGGUCAAUGGCAGUGUCAACACAGUGAUGGGCAGCCGCAUGGUGCAGCUGGUGAGCACUGGCAUGGACACCGCGUUGAGCACAUCUGAGACGCUGGUGGACCAGUACCUGCCACUGACCAAGGAGGAGCUUGAGGUGGAGGCUAAAGCAGUGAAGGGCUUUGACACGGCUGCUGACAAACCAAGCUAUUAUGUGCGCCUGGGGUCUCUCUCCUCCAAACUGCGCAAGAGGGCCUACCAGCAGGCUGUUGCCAAGGUUCGAGACACCAAGCAGAUCAGCCAGGACUCUAUCUCUAAGCUUAACAACACCGUGGAUCUGAUUGAAUUCGCAAGAAGAAACAUGGAUGAUGCCCAUCAGAAAAUCCAUGAAAAACUGAACUCUUGGGUUGAGUGGACGAAGAAUGGCCACAGUGAUGGCGACACCCACGAGGCAGAGCACAUCGAGUCACGCACCCUGGCCAUUGCCCGCAGCCUUACCCACCAGCUGCAGACCACCUGCCUGACCUUGGUCUCCAGCCUCCAGGGCCUCCCACAGAACAUCCAGGAUCAGGCCCUGUCUGUGACCCACUCUGCCUCCGAGGUCUACGGCAACUUCAGCAAGGCCUCUGCCUUCAGAGACCUCUCGGACACCGUACUGACCAGCAGCAAGGCACAGCUGGGGAAAAUGAAAGACUCCCUGGAUGUGGUCAUGGACUACUUGGUCAACAACACACCGCUCAACUGGCUGGUAGGUCCAUUUUACCCCCAGCUAAACAGUCCCCAGGCCAAGAAGCAGGAGAAGAUUUCACCCCCAGAAGUGGAAAUGGAGCCAGUGAACUCUAACCAAUAACCCUCCCAGCUCACAGAACUAAGCCUGCGUGCCUUUUUAAUAGUUGAUAAAUCGUACUUUUGUAAUCUGUGCGUUACAUUAUAUUACAUUCCUUUUACUCUUUAAAACUAAACGUUGGUUCAUAAUCUGUACUUAUUUGCAUCAAAUGUUCAGAUGUCAUGCAUUUCUGCUUUGAAAUUAACUGAGGAUUUUUUGUAACUCUUGGGUUGUACUGUUUAUUUGUGGCCACAUCAUCACUACCUUGCCAUUUUUAACUUGCUAAUCAA
Molecule: messenger RNA, 1641 nt
Organism: Megalops cyprinoides (Indo-Pacific tarpon)
Lineage: Eukaryota; Metazoa; Chordata; Actinopteri; Elopiformes; Megalopidae
Gene: plin2
Product: perilipin 2
Exons: 8
Coding region: 86-1375 (429 amino acids)
Biological process (GO): lipid storage; positive regulation of triglyceride storage
Cellular component (GO): lipid droplet; cytosol
Source: RefSeq, a predicted model, not a curated record